GCCGGGGCCGCCGGCUCCUAGCAGGACCGCGCUGCUGCCAGAUCCAGAAGUAAAAUGAGUACUUCACAAUCAAUAAGAUGUGCUUCUAAAUCAUGAUGGCAGUACUGAUUGGACCACUGAGUUUUUGUCAACUUGUGUACCUCAGCAUUUUGACCACUACUUUGUUGAGCUUGCCAGAAGCAUCUGUGAUAAAUCCACCUCAGAAGUUAACAAUAGACUCUCAGAAUUUCCAGCACAUUUUAUCAUGGGAACCAGGAAGUAAUACAACUAUGCCAACAUACUAUAAUGUGAAAUACAUAGGUCUCAGUGGAUCAGAAAAGGAAUGGAAAAUGGCUAAAGAAUGUUCAAAUACCACACACCUAUUCUGUAACUUGACAAAGGAGUAUGAAGAAUAUACUUCUACCUACAUAGCAAUGGUUCAGAGAGUCACAGAACAUGGAGAAUUAAAUUCAUCUAUUCUUGAAUUCUCUCCAUAUAGGUCCACAUACUUGGGUCCACCAGCAGUUAAUCUUACUGCUUGUCCCGCCUGCAUAAAUGUGACAGUAAAACUUCCAGCCGCAUAUUUAAAAGAAAGUUCUUUAAUUGCUAUAUAUCAAAAACUUGAUUAUACGAUAACAGUGGAAUCAUUUGAUAGAAAGGAAAAGAUUCCUAUUAAGAAUGAAACCUCUGAAGAAAGCUUUACCUAUGUUGUUGGAAGCUUGCGUUCAAAUACAAAUUAUUGUGUGUCUGUUGCUGUGGCUGCAUCCUUAAACCUUCAUUCCAUCCCUUCAGCCUUGAAAUGUAUAAUCACCAGGUCCAACAUUCAAGCAGGUUAUGGUAUAAUUCCAAUCCUAAAUGGUGGACUUGUUUCAUUGAUAAUAGGCAUCUUCCUACUAGGACUGUAUAAAGGAGGUUUCAUUUGCUUAAAAAGUAAACCGUGGCCAAAAGUUUUGGAAACCACAAAUAAAUUACAUUGCUCAGUGCAUGAACCUGAUCCUGAAAAUGUGUGCUCUGUACAAGUCAUGUAUAAGGAGGUGAAAAAAAAGGAGUGGGAAUACUGUUAUGAUGAUGAUAGCGAAAGUGAUAGUGAAAAUUCUGGUGAAUAUACCAGACAUGUCAUCUUGGGCAGAGUUCCAAGUUCCCAUGCCAAAUCAAACACCUUCGUGCACCAGACUAUAGACUGUACAUCUGCAGAGAGUAGCAGUCAAGCAACUGAACUUCUGAAUUCUGACACAGAAAAUUCCGAAGAGCAUCAAUCUGUCAUUAGAGAAAAUGAAAGCACAAGUAGAGUGUUCUUUCAUCCUUCAUCUGAAGUAAACAGUUCCUCAACUUCUGAGUUAAGUAACAGUGCUUGCUUUAACAUAAACUUAAAUACUGUGAUGCUGGGAGACCCUGACAAGACCUGGGAUGAUUCUGCAACAUUAAUCUCCCACCAAAAGGAUGCAGUUGACUUGCAAGAUUCUAGUGCUUCUGAUGCACUUGAAUCAAAAUUUUUUACUAACACAGUAGAUGUUAAGAAGCCAGUUUGUCAUAACAUCUCACACGAAUGGCAAAAACCUAGUGUCUCGGAUGAAAGUGAUGCAUCAGAUUCUGAAUACAUAAGGAGAUGAAUUGGUGAAAGCAAGAACCACUUUAUAAAACAUGAAUAAACAAUUGGUCAUGUUUCAGAGUAUCUCUUUCUCGUUUGAACAUACAAUUCAGCUUCUGAUGAACUCUGCAUUUUUUACAUUCUAAAUAUAUGCCUGUAUGUUAUAAAAGCAUGCAGGACUCAUGUAUUAAUGAACAGUGUUUUGGUAGCUUAGGGCUUCUCUACACAAGGGGUUUAGUCCAGUCUAACUCAAGUUAGUGCAGAUUGAAAAUACCUAUGUACACAUGAGGCAAACCCUAACUCUUAACUUGGUGCAAUUCUGGAGUCCUCCGUCAAAGUGUACUAAGUUCAGUGAAAACUGAGUUAGUGCAGACUAUCGCUCAUGUCUGCACAAUGUUGCUAUGUGCUACUUUAGCACUCCUCCAACAUCUGUCCCACACUGCUUUGUGGGGUCAAAUGAUAGGCAUGUGGGCCCCAUCAGUUGCCCCAGUACAAUUCAGGAAACCCUUACAUGCAUAGCCAUCAAUAAUCUGAGCAUUACCAAGAUUUAUAACCUGGUGCAACAGUACCUUCUGCAUGCCAGCACACACCUGCAUGACAAUGCCUCCAAUAGUCGAUCGCCCCACAUCAAAUUGGUUGGCUAUGGACCAGUAACAGUUGGGGUGGCCAGCUUCCAGAUGGUGAUGGAAACCCAUUUCACAGUGGGUUAUGGGACUUUACACGUUGGUAUGGUGGCACUGCAGCUAGUUCAGCACAGAUCUCGGAAAAGAUUGCCUUCACUCUUCUGAAAUUCUGUUGCCACCGCUGGUCAUCCCAGAUCCUCAGAACAAUCCUGCCCCACCAAUCAGUGCUGGUUUCCUGAGCCAGAAAUGGCACAGCACCAAGUGAAGCUGCUCCAGGAAGAGUUCAGUAGCAGUUGCUCGAUGUCCUGCUCGUUCCUCUGCUACUGCUGCUGGGUAGCCACAGCAGCUGCUUGUUGAUUGGAGGCUAAAGCCACCCAGCACUCUGAGCUCAAAUAAAGUCCAGACAGCCUCUGCGUAUACUCAUAGUUGCCAGAAUUGUGGUGUGGAUCAUUGUUGCCUCCAUGCUGGCCAACAGCAGUUCAAAAAUGGUGCUAGCCUUCCCUGAUAGAGAGGAAUCGAAUCAGGGUAGAUGGAGCAAAAUCAUGGAAUUCUGAAUUUUACCUCAAGUCCCAGAAUUCCACUGGUUUCUGCAAUGCAUUUCACAGUGUGCAGCGAGAGAAAUCCCAGAAUGCACACAGCUCAACAGCAAAGCAAAGGACUAUCAGAUACUCACCCAAAAUGCCACACGCUUAGUAUGCACAAAGCCUCCACCAUGUGUACGAAAUGAUGCAAAUUGAAAGAAGGCACAACUGUCCCAUAUGCAUGCUGUUAGAGCAAGUUAUGUAUUGGGCACCAACUGGUACGCAUCAGCUGAGAACAAACUAAACCCGUUGUGCAGACAAGCUUUUAGUGUACAAUACUAGCUGUAUUUCACACACAUAAAAGCGAAGUACAGAUCUGAAGGUAAAUAUAUGUAUCAACAGUAUAUGCCGGUUAUUAAACUUUGUGAAUUCUCACACGUUGUCGUCCACAGACAAGUCUGCUUUAAGUGUUAAUAAGUAGUAAACCUUUACCAAAAAUUCACCAUGAGAAACAGAAAUAAUGAUGUUACCAUAUGGGUGGUCUCACCACAAAGUAAUCUCCACAAGCAGUCUCUGGAAGGCCUGCUCUAUAUGGGGGGUUACUUUGCAAUAUGUUUUAACCAUUGCAAACAAUAGAGUAAUGCUGCAUUCCUGUAAAUGAAUUAAUCGUACACAGAAGCUGAUUAUGCAGAGAAAGCUGAUCAAGUGAAAACCAUGGGAAAAGAAUGAAAACUGACAUUGUUCCUGAACUGUAUCUCCUAUAUUGAUAAUGUUUAAACAAAUUCAGCAUUUACUUCAAUCUAUAGUGAAACAGGGACCAGCCAACUAGUAGAUGGUCAUAGCACAUUUGGUGGGUUCAGAUCCAGAAAGUGCACUCUCUUUUAAAAGUAUGAAGUAUAAAAUAAGGCAUUAUUAUUUUUCCACAAAGCAUAUUUCAUUGCAAAACACUGAAGGUGAAAUGUUGGUUCCAUUUAAGGUCUGGUCUACUCUACAGAGUUAUAUUGACACAAGGCAGCUUACAUCGACCUAGCUAUGGAAGUGUCUAGACUUACAUUUCUCUCCCACCGAUGUAAUUGCGUUGCUAAGCCGACUUAAUAACUCCACUUCCACGUGUGGCUCAAGAUUGAUAUAGUUAGGUUAACACAGAGUCACUCUAGACUCUGCAUUGCUUAUGCUGACUAUUACUGGCUUUCAGGAGCCAUUUUAAAAUGCCCCACACUUACAGUACAAUUGAUACAAGUGUUCCUGGUGAGGAUGCGCACUACGACCCAAGGAGCAAAGUGUGGACACGCACAAGCAGUGUAAUUAUUGCGACAGCUGUAUGCCGACAUAAGUUAGGUUGACUUAUACGUAUGGCCUUCGUCAAUGGGACUUUUGCCAUAUGUUUCAUUGGAG
Molecule: messenger RNA, 4106 nt
Organism: Terrapene triunguis (Three-toed box turtle)
Lineage: Eukaryota; Metazoa; Chordata; Testudines; Emydidae
Product: interferon alpha/beta receptor 2-like
Exons: 9
Coding region: 93-1589 (498 amino acids)
Molecular function (GO): protein binding; interleukin-22 receptor activity
Source: RefSeq, a predicted model, not a curated record